AUGCUCAUAUCGACGCAGACAUUCACCAAUGGAUUAGCAGAACUACGUCUGAAAAGACCGUACCUAUUUACUAGAAAUCCACCAGCAAUUAUUUCUCGCUGCGAUUAUGCUGGCCCUGCCACAGUUGAUGUACGAAACGAGCUUUAUGUGACAUUGGUGCAGGGAGAAUUAUCUGGAAAGUCGUCUGAUAGGAAUAUCGAGGCUCGAUUACAUCUAGUCGAAGGGAAUGGAAGGGUAGUGCCUGAUUCGUUUGAAACAGUCAGCGCAGGAUCAAUGAAACUCUCAUCCGACUAUCGCAGCUUUGUCUAUAUACAUGAAGAUAAGCCCAUGUGGUUUGAAAAUAUCAAGAUACGCCUUCCUGAAGAUAUCAGCCGUGAUUUGCACCUGCGUGUUACAUUCCAUUCAAGGAAGCCUUAUGAUAAAGGAAAACCAGAAAAGGGACCAUUUGCACUGGCACACAUUCGCCUAAUGUGUAAAUCUGUGCUAGUUCCUGAUGGUGAUCAUGAGUUGCUGGUGUACAAGAUCGAAUCCUCGCAUUAUGACGAGAACAACACCGGCUACUUGCCAUUGCCGCAGACGAAAAGAGUUCUUCGAGAUCUCGGAAACACUACCAACAAACCACAUUCUUCCGUCUUCUCGUUAAGCGAGAAGAGCUUCGUUCUCAUCAAUACACUUACUUGCUCGACACUUCUCACUCAGAAUGAACAUAUCUUGAAUGUGCUUGGGUGGAGGGAGUCGAGGCCUAAUUUGAAUACCUCUUUGAAUGUGUUGGGUGCCCCUUUUGGAGAGUUACAAGAUGAGAUGAUUCGUUUUCUCUGUCCCUUAUUAGACGCGCUAUUCGAGUUAUGGGAAGAACGCGAACAAUUAGAGUUACCUGUGUUUGAUGUGAUAGUUGUGCUGUUGAAGUUAACA
Strongylus vulgaris is the source of this 912-nucleotide messenger RNA. Lineage: Eukaryota; Metazoa; Nematoda; Chromadorea; Rhabditida; Strongylidae. The record is from the annotation of a GenBank genome assembly.